AUGUCAAGUAAAGUGAAGAAAGAAUGUCAUAAUAAGAGCUAUGACAUUAUUUGCGACAUCCGUCAUGGCAAAAGUAAUAAAGUAAUCGAAAAAAUAAGAGAACAUGGUCUACAGUACUCGCCCUCGUGGUUACAAGGUUAUGUUUUAUUGCGGGAAGCUUUGAUACAUAAAAAUAUAACAGUAGUGAAAUUCCUGUUAUCAAAAAACGCCAAGGUAAAUCAUUAUCACAAGCUAGCGAUUAAUACUCCAUUACAUUUAGCAGUUGUCAAUGGGUACAAAAGCAUCGUCAAGGAAUUGCUGGAACGAGGUGCUGGCAUAAAUGUCGUGAACUCACAAGGUAAAACUCCACUUGAUAUUGCUAUUGACAAGAAAUACGUAUCAAUAAUUGAAUUAAUCAUUCGUAAAAAUGUAAAUGAUCUGUCACUUACAUUUUCUAAGUUGGAGGAUCAUAAGUUAUUACACAUCGCUGCUAAAUCUAACGUAUUCAUCGUUGAGAAAUUAUUAGAUAAAGGUCUUGAUGUUGAUUUGGUCAAAGACCGAAUGACUCCUCUUCAUCGCGCGGCUCUCAGUGGUUGCUUGGCGGUUGUCAAUUGUCUUAUAAAUAACAAAGCUGAUGUCAAUGCCGUAUCUACUAAUAAAAGUUAUCUUGGACACUCAGUUCUUUAUUUUGCGGUAGAUGGUCGUAAUGCUGAAGUUGUCGAACUGCUCAUUAAGAAUGGCGCUCGUGUCAAUGAAACCCGGAAUGAAUUAUCGCCACUUCAUUAUGCGAUAAAAACUUGUAAUAAUGAUCAAGUUGUCAAAGUUUUGUUGAGCAAUGGGGCCAAUGUCAAUGCUGUUAUGAAAAAUAAACUGACAGCACUCCACUGCGCUAUCACUCACUCAAAAGAAACUGUAGUUGAAUUGCUACUGGAUCAUGGAGCGGACAUCAGCGUUAAAGAUGAAAAAGGUCGCAAUAUUUUGAAUUUUGCGUAUGACUGUUACACAUCACUAAGAAUAUGGAAGAUUCUUGUUAAUCAUGGAGCUGACGUUAACGCGUUAGAUGAAUCGACAGCAGAGUUCAAACAAUCGUUACUUCAUAAAGCGGUCAAGUAUAGGAGAGUUGAUUUGAUGGAAUUUUUAAUUGAAAAUGGCGCUGAUGUAAAUGCUGUUGAUUCCACUGGUGUUACACCAAUUUUUUAUGCAAUGAAAAAGAACCUGCCUCGACUAUUUAAACUGACGUUACUCCUGGAUGCUGGCGCUGAUGUAAAUGCCAAGGAUUUGAAAGGCAGAACUCCACUUCAUCUUGCUUGCAAAUACGCCCAUGUUGAUGAUGUUGAGAUUUUUCUUAAAUAUGGCGGUGAUAUAAAUGCACUGUGCAAUAAUAAUUGUUUACCCAUUCAUUACUCCGUGUUUAAAUUAAUUAAUGGUGUAGAAAAUGUAGGUGAAGUUAUGAAUAUAAUAAAUUCAUUGGAAAUUAUAGAUCGUAUUCAAAACCACGCUGCUCUUCUGUGGACUGCAGGUCUGCCUGUUGCUCUGAAAUGUUAUAAAAUUCAAGGCAUUGAAUGUUCAUGCUGCAAAGAGAAGCUUGAUUUUAUUCGUGGUUUUACUGAUGAGCUGAAAAAUUUAAAGAGUAGUUACAUCACUUAUACAAUCACAUUUUAUGAUCUGCUUACAAAGAGCGUCCAAGAGUUGGCUGUCUACAGAAAAAACCCAGCGAUACAAAAAGCUAUUGAAUCUGAUCUUUUAAAAAAUUAUCCUUUUUACGGAGGCUUAAUCAAACUCAAUGAUUCAGUGAUUUAA
This is a messenger RNA of Microplitis demolitor, 1779 nucleotides long. Its product is annotated as putative ankyrin repeat protein RF_0381. The coding region runs from base 1 to 1779 and encodes 592 amino acids. Gene Ontology annotation, biological process: positive regulation of transcription by RNA polymerase II. Gene Ontology annotation, molecular function: transcription cis-regulatory region binding; protein binding. Lineage: Eukaryota; Metazoa; Arthropoda; Insecta; Hymenoptera; Braconidae. Gene Ontology annotation, cellular component: nucleus. The record is from RefSeq and is a predicted model, not a curated record. The transcript is spliced from 2 exons.